Messenger RNA from Silurus meridionalis, 2412 nucleotides. RefSeq names its product extracellular calcium-sensing receptor-like. Gene Ontology annotation, molecular function: G protein-coupled receptor activity. Gene Ontology annotation, biological process: G protein-coupled receptor signaling pathway. The record is from RefSeq and is a predicted model, not a curated record. NCBI's taxonomy places the organism in Eukaryota, Metazoa, Chordata, Actinopteri, Siluriformes, Siluridae. Gene Ontology annotation, cellular component: membrane.
AUGUGUGCAACCUUGGAAUCUCAGUGUACUCUGCAGAAUAAUUUCGAGCCAGGAUUCAUGGCUGAUGGAGACUUUGUGAUUGGGGGCAUUUUCCCCUUGCAUUAUAAUCAGGAAAUGCCAGACUUGAACUGCACAUACAAACCAGGACCAGUGCAGUGUAAUGGGUUUGAUCCCCGGGCUUUUCGCUGGGCUCUGACUAUGAAACUUGCUGUGGAGGAAAUUAACAACAGUAGUGAGCUGCUACCGAACCAUACUCUAGGUUAUAAAAUAUUCGAUUCCUGUGCAUAUCCCUUAACUGGUCAAAGAGCAGCUCUUGCUGUUAUGAAUGGACCAAUGGAAGCAGACAAACCCAUGUGUUCAAGUGCGAGCCCGAUGCUGGCUAUAAUUGGUGAAUCUGGAUCAGCUCAGUCUAUUGUUGUGUCUAGGAUUUUACGCCCUUUCAGGAUUCCUAUGAUCAGCUAUUUCUCUUCCUGUGCCUGCCUUAGUGACAGACGAGAAUUCCCCACCUUCUUUAGGGUCAUUCCCAGUGAUGCGUACCAAGUGAAAGCCAUUGCGAAGCUGCUGAUUCAUUUCAACUGGACAUGGGUGGGUGUGGUUAGGGGUGACCAUGCAUAUGGACGCUCUGCUCUGCAGGGACUGCUUAACGAGCUGAAAGAUACAGGUGUGUGUGUGUCCUACCAGGAGAUGAUCCCCCUGCUGUAUGACAGCAGGAGAGCAAAAGAGAUCAUCCGUGUGAUGAACAGCUCUACUGCCCGAGUGGUGGUGGUGUUUUCAGCUGAGGGUGAACUUACACCAUUUUUUAAAGACUAUAUGAAACUGAAUGUUACUGGAAUUCAAUGGAUUGCCAGUGAGGCCUGGGUAACAGCUUCAGUGUUCACAGGAAGUGAGUACUACCCCUUCCUGGGAGGCACAAUUGGGUUUGGGAUUCGCCAGGGUUAUAUUCCAAACCUGAAAGACUAUCUAACCACUGUAAACCCACAGGUGUACCCAUCCAACACUCUGCUGCCCCUGUGCACUGGUCAAGAGCCACUCAACAAGCAACAUUCUGCCUACAUGAACACAUCUAGUACUCGGAUUUCUUAUAAUGUAUACAAAGGCGUUUAUGCGAUUGCUCACUCCCUCCACAAUCUCAUGAAUUGCAAACCAGGAACCUCCAUGUGUACUGACAGCUCUAAAGUAUAUCCAUGGCAGCUCCAGAAUUACCUGCAAGAGGUCUCGUUUACUAUCUCAGGUGAGACGGUCAACUUUGAUAUGAACGGUGACUCGAUCCCGUCCUACGACCUGAUCAACUGGCAGAAGGGAACAGCUGGCAAUAUUGAGCUGGUUAAAGUGGGCAUGUAUGAUGGGGCUCGAGAGACCGGGAAUGAGCUGGUCAUUUAUGAAACAGCUAUCACAUGGGCCAGAGACAUGAUCUCUGUUUGCAGUGACAGCUGCUCUCCAGGAUUUCGGAAAGCUGUCCGUCAAGGGGAGCCUCUUUGCUGCUUUGACUGUGUACCAUGUGACAGUGGCAAGAUUAGUAAUCAGACAGUAGACUGCAUGGCCUGCCCUGAAGAUUACUGGUCCAAUGUUGACGGAACAGAAUGCAUUCCCAAGGUUAUGGAAUUCCUUUCCCAUGAUGCAAUGGGGUUAACACUGACAGCUAUUGCUGUUUUGGGGGCCUGUGUCACUUUAGCUGUAUUUGCAGUCUUUCUCUACCACAGAAACACUCCCAUUGUGCGUAUGAAUAACUCUGAGCUGAGUUUCUUCAUCUUGUUCUCCUUGACCCUGUGUUUCCUGUGUGCACUGAUCUUCAUUGGGGAGCCCACAUCCUGGUCUUGCAUGCUGCGCCACACUGCUUUCAGCAUCACUUUCUCGCUCUGUAUCUCGUGCAUCCUGGGGAAAACCUUAGUGGUGCUCGCUGCUUUCACAGCCACCCAACCUGGAAACAAUGUCAUGAAAUGGCUUGGGCCUAUACAGCAGAGGAUCAUUAUUUUUAGCUGCACCCUGGUCCAGAUGAUCAUCUGUGCAGCAUGGCUCAUAUCGUCCCCUCCAGUCCCCUACAGAAACACACAGUAUCAGCGCUCUAAGAUUAUUCUAGACUGUAGGGUGGGAUCUGAGCUGGCCUUCUGGUGUGUACUCGGCUACAUUGGCAUUUUGGCCUGUUUGUGUUUCAUUUUGGCCUUUCUGGCUCGAAAACUACCUGGGAAUUUUAACGAAGCGAAAUAUAUUACUUUUAGCAUGUUAAUAUUUUGUGCAGUGUGGCUGGCAUUUAUACCUGCUUAUGUCAUCCCUGGUAAAUUCACCACUGCAGUCGAAAUCUUUGCUAUUUUAGCCUCAAGUUUUGGGCUUCUUUUGUGCUUAUUUGCUCCAAAGUGUUACAUCAUUCUACUUAAACCAGAAAAGAAUACCAAACAGCAUCUAAUGGGGAAAUAA